UCCUCCCUCCCUUUUUCUCAAAGAUAUUUUCUCUCUACAGACACAAUUACACAAACAUCCCUUUAUAGCUUCAAUUCUCCUCAAAUCCUUAAAGACAAGAACAGAACCAACAGAACUACCCCCUUGUGGGACCUGAGUUCUUGAUCUUGUGCAUUCUUGUUCCUCUGCCAUGCUCAUUCUUUGACGACUGUGAGUUUUUAGGUUAGCUGUUUUGUGUAAAUUAAAUUGUAGUAAAGAGAUAUGGAUAGAGAAGGAGGAUCCAAAGGCGGAUCUUGCUACUACACGAUUCUUGGUAUUCGUAGGGAUGCCUCCUUCUCUGAUAUCCGUUCUGCUUACAGAAAACUUGCCAUGAAAUGGCAUCCUGAUAAGUGGGCUCAAAAUCAAAGUCCUGGGGUCGGCGGAGAAGCCAAACGGCGGUUCCAGCGGGUUCAAGAGGCUUAUUCCGUUUUAUCUGAUCAAUUUAAGAGGUCAAUGUACGAUGCUGGGCUUUACGAUCCUCUGGAGGAAGAAGACGAGGAGUUUUGUGAUUUCAUGCAAGAGAUGAUCUCUAUGAUGAACAGUGUGAAAGAUGAGGGAGAUAGUUUUGAAGAUCUGCAGAAGAUGUUUAUGGAAAUGGUGGGUGGGAAUGGCAUGGACUUUAACCUCAAUGAUGACCAGACGAGUAUGAAGAGGGCACGUGUCAAUGCAUUGAAAGGUAAUGCAGCGAAGCGCAGCAGCUCUCGCUGUUGAUGCAUGAGUUACAGUGGAUCAUCCAACCAAGUGCAUGAAUUAUGGUGGAAAUUUGGUGUUUAUGGGGGGAUUAGUUUAGGUAACAAUUUAGUUUGUUCUUAACUUGGAAGGCUUGUGAUUAUACUCAGAUAGAAUAAAAUUUCCCUUUACUUGUUUGUCAUCAACUUAUAUCAUACACUAUGUUUUUCCUCUGUUCAUUGAACAUUGAGUGAAGAAGAGCUAUGAAUGGUAACAUUUGUCUUUGCCAAACAUGAGACAACAUGGGCAUCCAAAGCCAUUUCUUAAGGUCCUUCAACUAGGAGAUGAGGCAUGGGCCAGCAUGGGAGAACAAAUUUGACAUUUGUUACGCAUAUCACUUGUACUAUAUAGUUUUGUAAAACAUUAUCUUAGACAUGUUUCAUGCAUUAGUGUGAUUCGGGCCA
Molecule: messenger RNA, 1151 nt
Organism: Populus trichocarpa (black cottonwood)
Lineage: Eukaryota; Viridiplantae; Streptophyta; Magnoliopsida; Malpighiales; Salicaceae
Exons: 5
Coding region: 241-729 (162 amino acids)
Source: RefSeq, a predicted model, not a curated record